UAUUAAUGUGCCCGGCUCAGUCUCAAAGCAGAAAACUGUUGUCCAGCAGAUCAAGAAAGUUAAUCUGUUCUUCUUUCCAUCUUAGGACCUUUUAUCUGCGCAGAGAUGUCAACUGCGGGGAAGGUCAUAAAAUGCAAAGCGGCGGUCGCUUAUGACUUUAAAAAACCAUUGGUUAUUGAAGAAAUUGAAGUUGCUCCACCUAAGGCUCAUGAAGUUCGUGUCAAGGUUUGUGCAAGUGGAAUUUGCCACACUGAUGACCAUGCCCUGGUAGGGGGAAUGGCCAGUUUAAACUUUCCUGUUAUUUUGGGACACGAAGGAGCUGGAAUUGUCGAAAGUGUUGGAGAAGGUGUAUUCAAAGUUCAGCCAGGGGAUCAUGUUAUCCUGUUGUGCAGUCCAAUGUGCAUGAAGUGUAAAGCCUGCUUGCAUGAAGAAAGCAACUUCUGUGAAAAAAAUGAUGUUGGAAAAAAUGUUGGACUCAUGCUUGACAAAACAACCCGAUUUUCAAUCAAGGGAAAAAUGAUCCACAACUUCAUGUCCACAAGCACGUUUACUCAAUAUACUGUUGUGGAUGAGUUUGCCAUCUGUCGGAUUGAUAAACGUGCACCUAUGGACCAAGUGUGCCUGAUUGGCUGUGGCUUUUCCACCGGUUUUGGAACAGUUCUCAACACUGCAAAAGUUAAGCCAGGAACCACCUGCGUGGUGUUUGGUCUGGGCGGAAUAGGCAUGUCGGCUGUCAUGGCCUGCAAAAUUGCUGGUGCUACAAGGAUUAUUGGAGUUGACAUCAAUCCCACCAAGUUCACCAAAGCUAAGGAGUUGGGAUGUACUGAGUGUGUGAAUCCUAACGAUUGUUCCAAACCCAUCCAUGAAGUUAUUACAGAAAUGACCAAUGGAGGAGCUGAUUAUGCAUUUGAAUGUAUUGGCAAGGUUGAUGUGAUGGCAUCGAUGAUUCAGUCCACUAACUAUGCCUUUGGAUCAGCCACUAUUAUUGGUGUUCCUCCUAUCAAAGACAGAAUCUCCCUUGAUGCGAUGUGGCUGCUAACUGGACGUACAUUGCAUGGAGCCUUCUUGGGAGAUUACAAGGCAUCUGAAGCCUUUCCAGGAUUAGUAAAUGAUGUUUUGUCUGGGAAAAUCGACCUUAGUGCCCUGAUUAGUUACAAGCUACCACUAGAUGAUGUCAAUAAAGGCUUUGACCUCAUGAGAAAUGGAAAAACUAUCCGUACAGUCCUUGAAAUGUGCAAGCAUUAAAGGAAAUCUGGCAAAUUGACUAUGACUGUGAAACAUAGAUAUUCUUUUAUUUCAGUAAACAACUAUGUUUCUUUUUUUUUUGCUUCUGUCUUGGAGAUUGUUUAUUGUACUCCU
Messenger RNA from Bufo bufo (common toad), 1359 nucleotides. RefSeq names its product alcohol dehydrogenase 1-like. Bases 106 to 1245 code for a protein of 379 amino acids. Gene Ontology annotation, biological process: retinol metabolic process; retinoic acid metabolic process. The transcript has 9 exons. Gene Ontology annotation, cellular component: cytosol. Lineage: Eukaryota; Metazoa; Chordata; Amphibia; Anura; Bufonidae. The record is from RefSeq and is a predicted model, not a curated record. Gene Ontology annotation, molecular function: zinc ion binding; all-trans-retinol dehydrogenase (NAD+) activity.